Messenger RNA from Marasmius oreades (fairy-ring Marasmius), 994 nucleotides. RefSeq lists its product as uncharacterized. The transcript is spliced from 3 exons. The coding region runs from base 87 to 836 and encodes 249 amino acids. Gene Ontology annotation, molecular function: N-acetyltransferase activity. Lineage: Eukaryota; Fungi; Basidiomycota; Agaricomycetes; Agaricales; Marasmiaceae. The record is from RefSeq and is a predicted model, not a curated record.
GCGUCACCCCUUGCCGGCGGUCUAGCCAAUAUCUUAAAAGGAACUUAACCCCUGGAUAUCAAGCUCUCAAACUAACUACAACGUCCAUGGGCGCCCAUGAACAAGAGUCUUUGAAAAUCUCGAUACGAGUUUUCAGACCUGAAGACCUCCAGGAUGUCCAGAAGUUGUACAUCGAGACGAGGAUCCAUGGAUCUGGCUCGCCGUUCCGUUUGGCUGUCCGUCGACAUCUACUCACGCCCCUUUCAUACGGUUUCUAUUCGCUCUUUUUCAUCGGCAUUUGGAUUUUCCUACGAAACCCUAGCGGGUGUCUUCGAGUCUUGGGCACUGUGUUUAUAGUGUCCUCGGUGGUGUUUGUCAUUGGAACGGGGUUUCCGAUUGGGAUGUUCGCGUAUUUUGGAUUUAGGAGUUUGUAUCGGGGGGAUAUGAAGGAUGUUGCUACGCAUUAUCGGGUACGGGAGUCUCAAAGGGAGAUAGCGGGUGGUAGUUCGUUUUGGGUGGCAGAGGCCGAAAUGGCAGGAGGGAGAAAGAUUGUUGGGUGUGUUGGUUUAGACUGCUUUUCCAAUGAUGAUUCUACGGAAGGAGAGCUUAAACGGAUGUUUGUUUCGCCUGCUUUCCGUGGACAUGGUAUAGCGACGAAGUUGAUGCAGGCCCUGCUAGAACAUGCGAGGAAACAUGGCCUAAAGCACGUUUAUUUGCAGACCACUUGGUUGAAUGAUAAGGCGGUGGUUAUGUAUAAGAAGACUGGAUGGCAGAUGGUCAAGAAACAAACGUUUAGAGCCGGGUUUGUUAAGGGUGAAGGGUACGAUUUUCGGAUGAAUUUGGUUAACGAGUCGUGAACUUGUUGUUUAUUGGAGAGGGUAUAAAUUAUUCGCGCAUGUUACAUCCUGGUUGGGUCCUUUUUAUUUUGUUUUGUUUAAGCAGUAGAGUAUGUCACUAUUCUAGGUAGAAUACAUUAUAAUCGUGUUAGAGGCAAUUUACAAAGUUAUUGACUUCC